AUGGGGGACCCGCAGAAGACUCCCAGCGUUAUGGGAGUCAACAUGAAGCUGGUGUCUCUGGUGACACUUACAUUCCAAAAUUCGGCACUUAUACUCAUCAUGCAUUACUCGAGGAUCAUGCCAAUAUCUGGUCAACAUCGGUACUUUACCUCGACUGCGGUCUUGCUCAACGAGGUUAUUAAGUUGGCCGUCUCGUUAACGAUUGCGAUGUACGAUAUUUCGAGAACCUUACCUCCUUCUACCCCUGCGACGGUACUAUUCGAACAGUUAUACGGCUCAGUCUUCUCGGGAGAUAGUUGGAAGCUGGCUAUUCCAGCUACAUUAUAUACUCUGCAAAAUUCAUUGCAAUAUGUUGCGGUCAGCAAUUUGGAUGCUAUUCUCACGACGGCAGUCUUUAGUGUCACAAUGCUCGGCAGGUCACUGUCGAACAAACGCUGGGUUGCUCUUGUGAUUUUGACGCUAGGCGUUGCGGUGGUGCAAUUACCUUCUGGCGCUCAAGACACGUCUGUCUAUGACUCCAUCAAUGACGCACAGUCUCGAUUCUACUUCCCCCGAUCGUUUCACGAGAUUGGACAAUUGGGAAAUGGCGCUGCGGAGGUAGCGAGGGAGCUGACCAAACGAGGAAUUGAGACAUUGUCAGGGGGGCUUACCAAACGAUCCGCUACAUAUGAGGGAAUUCAAGAGGAUAUGGGCUUAGUAAAACCACUCAUGAACUACUCAAUUGGCCUGUCUGCCGUCCUUUCAGCCGCCGCUAUAUCAGGGCUUGCUGGGGUUUACUUCGAAAAGGUUCUGAAGGAGUCGAAUACCUACGUUACUGUCUGGACUCGCAACGUUCAACUUUCGUUCUACUCCCUCUUCCCAGCGCUCAUUUUUGGUGUCUUGAUGAAAGACGGAGAGGAGAUCGCCAAGGAGGGGUUCUUUGUUGGAUACAAUGGGGUAGUCUGGACUGCCAUCGUUUUUCAGUCUCUAGGAGGGGUGCUGGUUGCCAUGUGCAUCAACUAUGCCGACAAUAUCGCCAAGAAUUUUGCUACGUCGAUUUCCAUCAUUUUGAGCUUUCUCUUCAGCGUCUGGUUUUUUGACUUCAAGGUUACAUUAAACUUCCUUGUUGGCACAGCACUGGUGAUAUUUAGUACGUACUUGUACAGCGGUCAAGAAGGGAAACGCAAUCGCCCGCCUCCCAUCAAUAUUGUAGAUUAUGAGAAAACCACAAUCGAUAAUGGCUAUACCCCUCGAUUUGAGGAAGACAAACAGCUUGGAGCAACACCAGAUAUCCGCCCACUUGAGUCCUUGAAGAGUGCUGGGCUGUCGACUUCGAGGCCAAGCUCCCCUAUGAGACAUCACUCGCGGGUUGGCUCUUCAAGAAAAGGGAUUAAAAGAGACGAUUGA
Molecule: messenger RNA, 1386 nt
Organism: Glarea lozoyensis ATCC 20868
Lineage: Eukaryota; Fungi; Ascomycota; Leotiomycetes; Helotiales; Helotiaceae
Product: Multidrug resistance efflux transporter EmrE
Exons: 5
Coding region: 1-1386 (461 amino acids)
Biological process (GO): pyrimidine nucleotide-sugar transmembrane transport
Cellular component (GO): Golgi membrane
Molecular function (GO): UDP-galactose transmembrane transporter activity
Source: RefSeq, a predicted model, not a curated record